UUACGAGAUGAAGAACUCUUUUUUUUUUAUGAAGAUGGACAAAACAAUAUUUAUAAUGAAAACGGUCAAUUAAGGUAUGUUUCUAUGGAGGAUGUCAUGUCAACUAUCGACGAUCCCAAUAUUGUUCUUGAAACUUUGGUUAAUCAUUCUUCUUAUAUGAAGAAUAAGCCAUUGGAAAAACAACCGACUGAAAACAAAAAGUCAACUACUUCAAAGCCAGUGAAAUUUGCCUCAAAGAGGAAUAAUGUGGACUAUAGCAUUAAUCAGAGGACAACAUUCAUCGAUCGUAUGAUCGAAUUACCUAUGGGACAGAG
This is a messenger RNA of Mucor mucedo, 314 nucleotides long. RefSeq lists its product as uncharacterized. The transcript has a single exon. The annotation marks the transcript as partial. The record is from RefSeq and is a predicted model, not a curated record. NCBI's taxonomy places the organism in Eukaryota, Fungi, Mucoromycota, Mucoromycetes, Mucorales, Mucoraceae.